This is a messenger RNA of Durio zibethinus, 1983 nucleotides long. Lineage: Eukaryota; Viridiplantae; Streptophyta; Magnoliopsida; Malvales; Malvaceae. The record is from RefSeq and is a predicted model, not a curated record.
UCAGCACUCUGACACAAGAGAAGUUAGAGGAGCUUAAGAAAAUUCAUGAACCUAAGAAUGAAAGUCUUGGUCUAAAUCUCAAACCUAUAGUCGAAGUCAUUGAGCAUAUUUUCCAUAAUAUUGAUGGUAAUUUCGAGGUAUUAAAAACUUCUCUCUACUUUGUCUUUCGGCUUUCACUUAUGCUUUGAUCAUAUGCAGUUACUGAUAUAAUGAGUUCAUUUGUUGUAGGGUACACAUGGAGUCCUAAACGGCAUGACCAGCCUGACUGGCUCUGAUGGCAUUAAUCAAGCUUUGGCCGAUAUACACAAAAUCUCCUGCAAGAUGUCAUGCAAUCACUCAGGACAAGUUGUUGCAACGACAGUGUAUCUGCUCGAAACGCUCAAACAUUAUUCAUGGAACCAAAAAGUGGUGCUGGUCGUAGCAGCUUUUGCCUUGAGUUUUGGGGAGUUCUGGCUGCUUGUUAGUCGUCGCGAUGAAGACCCAAUUGCCAAAUCUGUCAAUCUCCUGAAAGGUUGCUUGCUGAUACCCGAUUUCAAUGAGCUUGUCAAACUUUUGAGGGCCAUGAUGGUUGCAGUGAACAGCAAUUUUGCCUUCUGUGUGCUUCCUACUUCCUAUAUUAAAAAAGAGACAUCCUCAAUGAUGGGUGCUAUCAAAUAUUUCCCCAAUCCUUCAUGUCAGAUCAUUUGCCGUGUUGUAUACAUUGCAAGCACUUUAGGCAAAGAAAAGGUUAAUAACUUGAAUGAUUUCGCAGAAGAAAUUGGCAAAAUGAAUACUACCCUUCAAGAGAAAUUAAAAUGUUGCCAAGAAGAAGUUGAUGAACAUAGACAAAAAGAGUAUCAAUACAUUUGCGAUCUUAUUGGUCAAUCUAAGGACCAGAUACAGAUUAUCGCCAAAUUAACUGGCAAAAACGAAAAUCAGGUUCCUGAAAGACUGAAAGACCGGCAUGUUAUACUUCUUAUAUCAGAUUUUAACAUCUCCAUCGAAGAGAUUAAGGUUCUUAAUCAGCUGAUAAAAAAGGAUCACUUGUACGAGAUGAUAUGGAUACCAUUUGGGGAAAGGUUAUCCAGUGAAAGGAAUAAGUUUUUGGAGCUGAAAAAAUAUAUGAUAUCGUUUACUUUCUUUGAGCCCUUCGAUAUUGAACAAGCAGUAAUCGAAUUCAUCAAAAAGGAUUGGCAUUUUAUAAAAAAUCCAAUUGCUGUGUCAUUAAAAGGAGGAGAAGUUACGUGCCGCAAUGCACUACCCAUGUUGUUGACAUGGGGAAAUUCGGCCUUUCCUUUCACUGAUAAAACAGAGAAAGAUAAGUGGGAUAAGAUGGAUAAGAAGUGGAAGCUUGAUCUCUUGGUUGAUGAGCAGAUCAUCGGCCAGGACAUAGAGUCAUGGAAGAAGAAAGAGACAGUCGUAUGCUUUUUUGGUGGUGCAAAUAUUGAAUGGAUCAAGAAUUUUACUGCCGAAGUAAAAGUUGCUGCAGAGGCUACCGGUGUUUCCUUAAAAAUGGCUUACGUGGGAAAUAACAAAGGCAAAGGGCUGGCGAGGAACGAGCUUAGUCUUGCCAAAAUCCAUGUCAUCGAAUCUGAGUUUCAGUGGCAUUUUUGGGCCCGGUUUAAGAGCAUAUUGCAGACAAAAAUCCAACAUGGUAAAACCUGUAAAAGUGAUCGCAUAAUGCAGGAGACCAUGAAAAUACUUAACUAUGAUGGCAGUGGUAAAGAAUGGGCAAUAUUCGGCAUGGGAUCAGAUGUGAUGGUCACAAUGAACGGAAAAACAGCUAUAACAAUCAUGUCAAAAUACAAAGAAUGGAAAAAGGAUGUAGCAAAGCCUCGGUUUUUUCUCCAGGGAAUAAGAAGUUAUAUGACCAAACUGUCGGUUGAUCAUGGCUGCAUCGAGGUUCACCUUCCCGUUCUCGGUCAGCUUCCAGGGAUAGUAUUCUGCCCCAAGUGUUACAGAGAAAUGGAGAUGUAUUACACAUAUCGCUGCUGUGAUGAGUAA